CAAGUCUUGCUCUCCGAGUUCAACGUUCCAUGCAAACAGUUUGUCGUGUGUCAGUCUCUGUACUUUGACUAGCUUUUUUCUUUCUUUCAAAUUAAGGAAUACGAAAUCAAAAGUUCGAAGUGCACAUAAACUUCCAGUCAUUUAAACAGGUGUUAUAUAUCAAUACAGAUAUUGGUUACUAUACGAUAACAAUGACGACAGAAGCCUUAUUACAGAGGGCAAAUAUAGAAUCAGUGUCCACCUGUAGCCAGUCUGUAUCUGCAAGCACACUGUGGACAGUACAGUCCGAGACUGGUAACAGCUCUGACCAAACAAUAACUGCACAUAGAUCUGAAAAUCAAGCGACCAAUGAAAAUCCUGCUAAGAACACAAACCCACCAUGGAUCACCCGUCGACAGCUGAUAAUCAUCCUCAUCAUAAACUUCUCUGUUCUUAGUGAAGCCAGUUGUUACUCUAUUCUAGCUCCUUUCUUCCCGCAAAUGGCUGAAAGGAAAAAUUUAACACCGACACAGUACGGGUUUGUCUUCGGAAUUUUCCAUCUCGUCCUUCUUGUCUCAUCGCCUAUCAUACCUAAAUUGGUUUCCUUUAUAAAUGCGAAGUUUUUAGUCAACUCAGGGAUAUUUUUCGCUGGAGGGUGUUCUAUUUUGUUUGGUAUUCUGGAUCGAUCUCCUCCUGGAACAACGUUUCUUGUCUUAUCUCUCGUCGUAAGAAUAUUAGAGGCGUUUGGAACAGCCGCCAUGUUCAUUAUAAGUUACACCAUUGUUGGAAGUGAGUUUACCAAACAUCGGGCAACUGCUCUU
Limulus polyphemus (Atlantic horseshoe crab) is the source of this 800-nucleotide messenger RNA. RefSeq names its product MFS-type transporter SLC18B1-like. NCBI's taxonomy places the organism in Eukaryota, Metazoa, Arthropoda, Merostomata, Xiphosura, Limulidae. The record is from RefSeq and is a predicted model, not a curated record. Gene Ontology annotation, molecular function: transmembrane transporter activity. The annotation marks the transcript as partial. Gene Ontology annotation, biological process: transmembrane transport. The transcript has 5 exons.